AUGGUGAAAAUGAUGAAUCUUUUGGUGCCUAUGAUGACUUUAUGUUUGUCGCUAUCAACAAUUUCCAGAAGCCAAAUUGAUGACAUCACAUGCAACGAGGCUCUACCGCUGUUGACUCCUUGUCAACCAUAUUUGGUGGGUUCUGCAGAAGUAUCAUCUACUUGUUGUGAAGGAGUAAACACCAUUUUUCAAAGGGCCAACACCACUCAAGUUCGAAGGGAUGUGUGCAAAUGCAUUAAGAACGCUGCUUCCCAAAUUGGCGUCAAUCCUGAGAAAGCAAAACAACUCCCUCAACUUUGCAACAUUACUCUUCCAUUUCCUAUUGACCCAUCCAUUGAUUGCAACACAAGCCAAACUGAUGACAGCGUAUGCAAGGAGGCUCUACCGUUGUUUACUCCUUGUCAACCAUAUUUGGUUGGUUCUGCAGAAAUAUCAGCUUCGUGUUGUGCAGGACUAACCGGUAUUAUUCAACUGGGCGACACCACUCAAUUUCGAAGGGAUUUGUGCAAAUGCAUUAAGAACGCUGCUUCCCAAAUUGGUGUCAAUCCUCAGAAAGCAAAACAACUCCCUCAACUUUGCAAAAUUACUCUUCCUUUUCCUAUUGACCCAUCAGUCGAUUGCAACACGUAA
Messenger RNA from Abrus precatorius (Indian licorice), 630 nucleotides. RefSeq names its product non-specific lipid-transfer protein 1-like. The transcript has 2 exons. The record is from RefSeq and is a predicted model, not a curated record. Gene Ontology annotation, cellular component: membrane. Gene Ontology annotation, molecular function: lipid binding. Gene Ontology annotation, biological process: lipid transport. NCBI's taxonomy places the organism in Eukaryota, Viridiplantae, Streptophyta, Magnoliopsida, Fabales, Fabaceae. The coding region runs from base 1 to 630 and encodes 209 amino acids.